UGUGAAGUGAGACAUGCGGAGGCCGGAUGAUAGAAAUAGCAGGUCCAACUGGGGAUACGGGGCAGCCGAGGGGGAAAUGAUUGGCAGGGUUUCAGCUGGUGAGUGUCGAUCGGAUGUCAAGUUGAUGGAUCUCAUAUUGGGAUGUGAAACCUAUACUUUGUUUGUUGUACUUUGUGGUUACGGGUGUGGUGUCCCUAUAGGGCUAUAUAACUCAGGGUCGGUAUACGAGUAUUAAGAAUAGAUCCGAUGACCCGUAGCUACUUAAAAUAUAUUGAUGCAUGUGGAUGGUGGAGAGGGAAAGGAGAGCAG
Messenger RNA from Aspergillus eucalypticola CBS 122712, 309 nucleotides. RefSeq lists its product as uncharacterized. The record is from RefSeq and is a predicted model, not a curated record. The transcript has a single exon. NCBI's taxonomy places the organism in Eukaryota, Fungi, Ascomycota, Eurotiomycetes, Eurotiales, Aspergillaceae. Bases 14 to 235 code for a protein of 73 amino acids.